Messenger RNA from Arachis stenosperma, 1716 nucleotides. RefSeq lists its product as uncharacterized. The record is from RefSeq and is a predicted model, not a curated record. Bases 1 to 1716 code for a protein of 571 amino acids. The transcript has 5 exons. Lineage: Eukaryota; Viridiplantae; Streptophyta; Magnoliopsida; Fabales; Fabaceae.
AUGGGUUGCUGGGGUGCUAGAUCAAUGUGUGGGACAGCUUUUGCUGUGUUGCAGUGUGAAGAACUCAGACUAUGCGAGUUCUUUGUAGAGAAACAAUAUCCCAUACCGGUGUUUGGUGGAUUCGUCCAAUUUGAAACCAAAUAUGUAACAGAUGAAGCGAGUAUGCAAGAGUUGUUUUCAAUUUAUAUUGAAAGUCGUGUCCGAAUCUCGUUCAUCGAGUUGUACAUUGAAUUCGAACAAUCUGAGGUCGACCGGAAUAUUAUACGAGAAGAGUACAAUAGUGACAGUAAAGAAGAGUUCGAAAGCAAUUACGAAAUUGUUGGUUCAGACAUAGAUGAAGAUCAAGGUGACGGCACUGUGGCUCCAAAUGUGACAGACGUGGCAAAUGCACUUGCGAACGAAGUUUCGUUUGAGGAGCCAUCUUUCAUGCGAGUGUUGGAUUUGGAAGCCAUGCAUGUUCCAGAGUUUCCAAAAUAUAUAAGUGCAGAAAUUCCUAUUGUCGCAGAUAGUGAAUUUGCUGUCGGCAUGGAAUUCAGUUCCAGGGAAGCUGUUAUUAAGGCGAUGAAAGAGGUUAGUAUGAUCAGCAGGAAGUAUUGUUGGGUUAUAAGGAGGUAUAAUGGUAGUCACACCUGUACCAGAGCUACCAUUUCUCAGGAUCAUUCGAAGUUGGAUUCGAACACAAUUGCAGAAGCAAUAAAGCCGUUGGUUGAGGCUGACCCCUCAUUAAAGGUAAAAUCAGUUAGUGCAGAAGUGCAAUCGAAGUUAAACUACACCGUCAGUUAUCGAAAAGCAUGGUUGGCUAAGCAAAAGGCAGUAGAAAAAAUAUUUGGAGGUUGGGAAGCAUCGUACGAAGCGUUGCCUAUAUGGUUUGAGACCAUGUGUCAUAAGGAGCCAUCAGCUGUCGUCCAUUUUGAGACUAUGCCUGCAUAUCAAGGCAAUGACUUGGUCAGUGAUAUUCGGGUAUUGCAUCGAGUCUUUUGGAGUUAUUACCCCUGUAUUAGAGCAUUCAGACAUUGUAAGCCAGUUGUGCAGGUGGAAGAGACUCACUCGUACGAAAAGUAUAAGGAUUAUCUGUUAGUGGCAGUUUCACAGAAUGACAACAACAAUAUCGUCCCAAUUGCAUUUGCUAUUGUGGAGGAAGAGACUUCUGAUGCGUGGCACUUUUUUCUUAGUAACCUGCGACAUGUUGUGACUCGGGAUGGUGUGGGACUGAUAUCCAACCGGCAUGAAUCCAUCAAUGCAGUUGUGGCUCGCAGUAACGGAACUUGGUCGUCUCCUAAAGCUUUCCACAUAUUUUGCAUUAGGCAUAUUGAGUCGAACUUCCUGAGAAAAUUCAAGGCAUUGUACCUGCAAAAGCUUGUCGUCAAUAUAGGAUUUUCGAAGACGGUGCGUGAGUACGAAGUGCGUUACCAGCAUUUACGAGAACGGGGUGAGGCUUACACUAACUGGUUAAACCGAAUUUCUCGCGAACAAUAUGCAUUGGCAUUUGAUGGUGGUUACCGAUGGGGUCACAUGACGACAAACCUAGUCGAAUGCAUCAACUCCGUGCUGAACGGUGCACGCAACCUCCCAAUCACUACACUUGUCAAAGCAACAUUCUACAGGCUUAACGAACUGUUCACCCGAAAAAAAGCCGAGGCAAAGGCUCGGAUUAAUGCUGGCCAUGUAUUUUCGGAGCUUGUGACCUCGAAAUUGCAUGCAAACCAACUUGCGUAA